GUGGGAAAUUAUGUAUAACUAAUAUUAUGAUUUUCAUGAAAAAGGAUAUCAAUAGAUGUAAAUAUUUUCAAUUUAAGGAAUGCAGUGGAGGUGGGUCAUAUGAUUAAGAAGGAUAUUAGAAAAAGAUAGGAAAAUGGAUAGAAUUAGAUUAAGAGUUUAAAUAUGAAAAAUAGGUUACUUAUAAUGGUGAAUACAAUAUGAAUGGUAUGAAAAUAAACAGAUGGCAUAUCUGGUUUACUUGUGAUGGAUAUUAAUAAAGGUAAAAUUAUUUAAGUAAUAGGGAUCAUCUAGUUUUGGUGGAUCAUAUGAUUAAGAAGGAAAUUAGAAAAAAAUCGGAAGGUGGGUAGAAUUAGAUGAAGUAUUUGAUUAUAAUAAGUAAAUCAUUUAUCAUGGUAAAUAUGACAUGAAUGGCAGUAAGGUAGGUCAUUGGGAUAUAAUGUAUUAUAAAAAUAAUGAAAAAGAAUUUAAAUUAAUGUAAACAUUACUUAAAUAUAAGGUUAUGUACAGUGGUGGCGGAUCAUAUGACUAAGAAGGAAGUUAGAAAAAGAUUGGGAAGUGGGUAGAAUU
Messenger RNA from Paramecium sonneborni, 567 nucleotides. NCBI's taxonomy places the organism in Eukaryota, Ciliophora, Oligohymenophorea, Peniculida, Parameciidae. The record is from the annotation of a GenBank genome assembly.